AUGGGUGAUGCUGAGAGCUGCCUGCUCAGACAACAGACACGCGAGGUCAGGAAGAAGCCGCUUAUAAAUUACCGCUUCCUCCGCGCCGCCGCCAGCGCCGAGCUCCGGGCCCUGGCCGCAGCCCCGCUCGCUCGCCAGCUCCGAGCCCCGAGGACCGCGAGCCCAGAGACCCAGCCACGCGGAGAAGGAGCGCGGAGCGCGGAGCCCGCGGGCCAGAGACCGAGCAGGAGGGCAGCCCCCGGCCAGUGGAACCGAGUGCAGCCGAGCGCAGCGCCGCGGCCACCCCAGGUCCAGAACAACAGCCCUUGCCGAGGAGCCUCCAAAACAAAGCGAGGAGGACAUGGCCACCAAGGAGAAGCUGCAGUGUCUGAAAGACUUUCACAAAGACAUCCUGAAGCCAUCCCCAGGGAAGAGCCCAGGCACGCGGCCCGAAGAUGAGGCCGAGGGGAAGCCCCCUCAGAGGGAGAAGUGGUCCAGCAAGAUCGACUUUGUGCUCUCCGUGGCUGGUGGCUUUGUCGGCUUGGGCAACGUCUGGCGUUUCCCGUACCUCUGCUACAAAAAUGGUGGAGGUGCAUUUCUCAUACCGUAUUUUAUUUUCCUGUUUGGCGGUGGCCUGCCUGUGUUUUUCCUAGAGGUAAUCAUAGGCCAAUACACCUCUGAAGGGGGAAUCACCUGCUGGGAAAAGAUCUGCCCCUUGUUCUCCGGCAUCGGCUAUGCCUCCAUCGUGAUUGUGUCCCUCCUGAACAUAUACUACGUCAUCAUCCUGGCCUGGGCCACAUACUACCUGUUCCAGUCCUUCCAGUCGGAGCUGCCCUGGGCCCACUGCAACCAUAGCUGGAACACACCCCAGUGUAUGGAAGACACUAUGCGCAGGAACAAGAGCCUGUGGAUCACCCUCAGCGCCAACAACUUCACCUCGCCGGUCACCGAGUUCUGGGAGCGCAAUGUGCUGAGCUUGUCUUCUGGAAUCGACGACCCUGGCUCCUUGAAGUGGGACCUUGCUCUCUGCCUUCUCCUUGUCUGGCUGGUCUGCUUCUUCUGCAUCUGGAAGGGCGUCAAGUCCACGGGGAAAGUCGUCUACUUCACGGCCACUUUCCCGUUCGCUAUGCUCCUGGUGCUGCUGGUCCGUGGACUGACGCUGCCCGGUGCAGGUGCAGGCAUCAAGUUCUAUCUGUACCCCGACAUCAGCCGCCUCGAGGACCCGCAGGUGUGGAUUGAUGCUGGGACCCAAAUAUUCUUCUCCUACGCCAUCUGCCUGGGGGCCAUGACCUCUCUGGGGAGCUACAACAAGUACAAGUACAACUCGUACAGGGACUGUAUGCUGCUGGGAUGCCUGAACAGUGGUACCAGUUUUGUGUCUGGCUUCGCAAUUUUUUCCAUCCUGGGCUUCAUGGCACAAGAGCAAGGGGUGGACAUUGCUGAUGUGGCUGAGUCAGGUCCUGGCCUGGCCUUUAUUGCCUACCCAAAAGCCGUGACCAUGAUGCCGCUGCCCACGUUUUGGUCCAUUCUCUUUUUUAUUAUGCUUCUCUUGCUUGGACUGGAUAGCCAGUUUGUUGAAGUCGAAGGACAGGUCACGUCCUUGGUCGAUCUUUACCCAUCCUUCCUAAGGAAGGGUUUCCGUCGGGAAAUCUUCAUCGCCUUCGUGUGCAGCAUCAGCUACUUGCUGGGGCUGGCGAUGGUGACGGAGGGUGGCAUGUAUGUGUUCCAACUCUUUGACUACUAUGCAGCUAGUGGUGUAUGCCUUUUGUGGGUUGCAUUCUUUGAAUGUUUUGUUAUUGCCUGGAUAUAUGGCAGCGAUAACCUUUAUGACGGUAUUGAGGACAUGAUUGGCUAUCGGCCUGGGCCCUGGAUGAAGUACAGCUGGGCCGUGGUCACUCCAGUUCUCUGUGUUGGAUGUUUUAUCUUCUCUCUCGUCAAGUACAUCCCCCUGACCUACAACAAAGUCUAUGUGUACCCCACCUGGGCCAUCGGGCUGGGCUGGAGUCUGGCCCUGUCCUCCAUGAUGUGUGUCCCCUUGGUCAUGGUCAUCCGCCUCUGCCAGACGGAAGGGCCGUUCCUCGUGAGACUCAAGUACCUGCUGACCCCGAGGGAACCCAACCGCUGGGCCGUGGAGCGCGAGGGGGCUACGCCCUACAGCUCCCGCCUGGCUGUGAACGGCGCUCUCAUGAAACCGACCCACAUCAUAGUAGAGACCAUGAUGUGAGCUCUCGGGCGGACGGGCUGCUUCCCUGCUGUUUACUAACAUUAGAUUCUCAUAGGACCAGGUUUACAGAGCUUUCUAUUUGCACUAGGAUUGUUUUUUUUAAUUGUCACAGAAAAUGUUACUCUGUGUGUGUGCGCGCGCGCGUAUGUGUGUGUGUGGGGGGGUGUGUGCGUGUGGUAUUGUGCGUAUGUGUAUUUUGUUUUGAUUUGGGGAUAUUUUGUAUAAAAAGAAAACCCACCGGCAGAUGUCCGGGGCGAGGCAGAGCUUUCGUAUUGAAUUAGAUGUAUUUUAUGGGAACUUGGUAAAUUUCUCUUUGUAUUUUUUUUUACGUAUAAUUAUAUAUACAUUUAGAGAUUGUCAUACACUUUUACCACUUGAAUUGAUCUUCUUGCCAGCAAUAGAUCUCGUUUUCAAAAGCAAUUCUUCGGUGCUUGCGUAGCUGGCAGAAAGUUCUGCCCCCAAAAACACAGGGUGGGAUUUUCCUGGACAGCAGGCCCAUUUUAAAGGUGUAGUACCUUCCCAACCUGGUUCACAUAGAAGCAUACAGCUGGGGAAGGGGAGGCCCCACGAGCUGGCCAGACCCAGAGAGGCUGGAGAAAAGAGGGCCAUGAGAAGAUGCAUCAUUACACUUGUCUUAGCCAAGAAGAGAGAUGCCAAAAUAAUGAAUCCACCCCUCACAUCAAGGAACUGACUUAAAGCAGACAGAUGAGGCCGGACAGCGGAAGUCUGAUUCUCUAGAAACCGUUGCACCAGGAGCAAAAUCCCACCUAAUACUUUGAGAUCGAGGGUGGAUAGUCAGAAGGACCAUCCGACAGAUUGUCAGAAUGGUUCAUCCGGGGGGGGGGGCCCGGCAAGAGCUCCCAGGAGGGCUUGGUGAGGAUGGUGCCCCGACAUUCAGGAGCCCUCAGGAGGCUGCCAGCGCGGCUGCCGCCCAGGGCAUCCCAGGUAGAGGUCUGAGGCCCGCCCAGCGGGAGCCGGCAGUCUCGGGGCUCCAAACCUCACACAGAUGGGGCUGUUGCAUUUUAAUGGGGUUCUUUAACCUUAAAGAACCUGGCCGCUCCCCAGCUGACAUCUCUUGCAGCUGUGUGGGGGAGAGAAGCAUGAUGUAUUCAGUGAGGGACGAGGGGUUGGCCGGCGGACCAAAGGGUGUGGGCCCAGGCGUUCAGGGAGGCCUGGUGUCAGGGAGGGGUGCUUUUCUUUCCUCAUCUCUCCCCCCCCCCCCCCGUUCUGUCCUCGUCUCCCAGAGGCUGGGAGACUCCUGACAAGCUCCCUGCCCAGGGCUGCCCCAGCUCCUCGCUGGGGGUGCCAAGAGUGCUUUUGGAGGCUCCCCGAGUCUUGGAUUCGGGUGAAGUGUUCCCAAACCCUCCUCCCCACUCGGGCACAAAAGCAGCCCUUGGUGACGACUCAGGAGGUGGUGAGGCCGUUCACAUCACAACCCCUGCAGCAGCCGGUGUUAGAUGCGCACUUUGUGGGGACCGAGGAGAGGAGGUGAGGGAGCGUUUUUUAGAAAGGUGGGACUGUUCAGGGGGCUGGCACCCCAGAACUGGUUUGACCACGAGCCUGAUGGAGAGUGGCAUUCCUCUGUGAACUAGGAGUGAAGGUACUCCACCUUUAGAAUCCUGACACGGACAUGUCUCCACCCAAGCCCCCAUUUGGACCUAAACUGUGCCAUUUAAACUGUCACUUCCAAGUUCAGAGUCUAAACUAAACCGAAACAUUGUCACGCAAAGACGACAGUGACUGCCUCGUGGGGUAUGGAGAGUGAAGUCCAGCUCGGGUUUUCAGAGCGGGGGCUCUCUGGAUCCUGGAACCCUCUCCCCAGAUUCGGGAGGGGAGGAGCCUCUGGUGUCCCCGUCCCCAGGGGCAGAGGCAAUCCUGAACCUCUUCUCUUUGGCAAGCAUUCACAUUUCACUGUUUCCAAAGCAUAUACUCUGCCAAACAAUACCCAGUCCUAUUCCAAACUGUUAACAAUUGUGUGUUCCUUUUUUUCUAUGUAUUUAUGGUUGCCGCUGUGUCUGAUUUGAUUUUUGUUGUUGUUGUUUCCUAAUUUUACUGAGUAGCAAUGUGACCUAUUUUCCUUUGUCUCAUGGAACUUAGUAAAUGUAACCACUGUCGACGAUUGGGGACAGGCGAUGUGUGGGGAUGAGGGGGGCUUGGCAAACUGUGGCUGCCUGGGCAUUUGUGGUCAUUUCAGGCUACAGUAUCUCCCCUCCGGUGAAAGGCUACAGUAUUUGGGGUUAGUAGGCAAAUUGCAACACUCUGGAAAUGGCCUGAGAAAGGCUUCUUCCUAUAAGAUUCGCAGACCAAAUUCUAGACCAAAGACACAUGCAGACCAAGUCCCCGGGCCCUGCCUGGAAGGAAGGUCAGCCACUUUACCCAAGCCCACUCCUCGACAAUCUCCCGGCGCACCUGUCUCCAAUUGGACCCUCUUGUCUACCCCCCUCGCCCUUGUGUAUCUGCAGAACUUGGCUCUGUGAGUACAAGGUGUAAUGAUGCGUGACUUUUAUAUGUCUCCACAUAAAGGCAACUUGUCAUUGGAGCUCAUGACUCUGGUCCUCCUGUCUCUGGAGAACAGGCAUUCCGCCCGCUCUCUGCCUUGGGAUGGGUCAGAAAUUCCGGUGCCCCCACGUAGCCCAGUCGGCUGGCUCUGAGAAGGGAUGCAAGGGAGAAGGUUAAAGAACUUUUUGAGGCUUCAGAAAUGGGUAAGGGCCUCAGGAUAAAUCUCACCCGGGGAGAUGCUUCAUCGAGCCUGACACGGGCCAUGUCAGUUCCUGCCGUGGACCUUCCUGCAUGGUCAAUGCCUCCCCGGUCAGCGCCCUUGUAAAAUGGGGGAAAUGAGGUCCGGAGUGAGGAAGACACUGGGCACAGAGAGCAGGGACUGGAGCCAGACUAUCUGCAGUCAGUUCCAGCUGCGGGUUCUCGAAGGGGUGUGUGGCGAGUGGUGAGUGCAGCUCCCCAUUGUUCUCCCUGAAGACCAAAGAUAAGCCUUUAUGAAAAAGGAAAGCUCUCUGUCCCCCAGCCUUCAGGGACGAGGAGAGCAGCACCCCCACCCUCUCACCAUCUUCGGGCCCACCGGACCUCACGCUGCGGCUCUGUGGGACAGGCGACUGCACCCAACAACCCUCUGAGCUAGGAAUUGAGAUCUCGAUUGCCUGUGAGGAAACUGAGGCCCAGUGAAGCCAGUUGGUGUACAGGAGGCAGUAUCCCUUAGGCAAGAUUUAGCCUGAGGCCAUGCAGGACAUUCCCAGGGAGCGAGAAGUGGCCUUGGGGGAUUUCUGGGUGACACACAGCCCCCUCUCUGCACCUCUGUUCCCUCAUUCUCACCCCAGAUCCCCAGCGCACCCCCCCAGAGAAGGUGGUGAAGCACAAGGGGAGUGAGCCUCCCUCAGCCUAGCACGGGGUGAUCUGUGACCCAGGUGCCAGCACGUAGUGGUCCAUGGCCCAGUCAGCAUCUUCCCAACACUGCCCUUCUGGACCAGACAAUGCUCUGGGCAGCCAGUGCUAAAGGCAGAGGUGCCUUCCUUCCCCUCAAGCCUCAGACACAGGCCAGGAAGGAUCCAAGAGAAACAUCGAGGUCCCAUCCGGCCCGAGACCCCAAUGUCAGGCAGCCCCAGGAUGGGCUGUCCGCGUGGAUGCUGUAAAUAGCACCGUGCAAAAAUCCCAACAAGCACAAACCAAACCAAAUCCCAGAUGUCAAAACUCAGAGAGGGGCGUGAGCAACCCGGAAGCCAGAGAACAGCAUUUCCCUCGCCCCCAGCACCCUGUUGACGCCUGGCCCUCAGAAUGCUCUUGUUUUAAUAGGAAGCUAUGUUUCAUUGUUCUCUUGUGGGUGUCACUACAGACGUGUUCUGACAGUUCCCUGAGGGAUGGAGCAUCUUGUUAUAUAUUUGGCUUCAAAUUGAGAUGUUGGCUCCAUUUCUUUCUCCCCCCCCCAAUUAAUUUUCAAAUCCCUAGCAACUGUGACUCUGUAUUUAGCACAAGAGAAAGCUGAGAACGUGGGUCUUGCCUCCUUCCAGAAAUAUGUCUGGCUCAUCAGGACUUUUUUUUAAAACUUCAAAAUAUUUUUAAGAUAUUUUAAACUUUUGUAAAAAAAAAAAUCAACCAACGAGACUCUUCUGAGGAGGAACAUUUGUAUCUGAAUAAGAUCCUUGGUGUGUAAUUCAGUCUUGCAGUAUACAAGCUUUUGUGUAUAAAUGUUUUAUGAUAUGAAUCCCUGUAUUUUGCAGGGCUUUUCUUUUCCUCUUUUGCUUUUUAGAUAAAUAUGUAUAUCAAUAUUUUAAAUUCAUCUUUGCUUUUUUUUAGAGGAGUUUGUAAUCACCUUAUAACAUGAAAAUAAACAUUUCCUUUUUAAAACCAA
Zalophus californianus (California sea lion) is the source of this 6560-nucleotide messenger RNA. It is a transcript of the gene SLC6A6, whose product is annotated as solute carrier family 6 member 6. Gene Ontology annotation, biological process: neurotransmitter transport; sodium ion transmembrane transport; taurine transmembrane transport. Gene Ontology annotation, cellular component: plasma membrane. Lineage: Eukaryota; Metazoa; Chordata; Mammalia; Carnivora; Otariidae. Gene Ontology annotation, molecular function: taurine:sodium symporter activity. The record is from RefSeq and is a predicted model, not a curated record. The transcript has 15 exons. Bases 341 to 2203 code for a protein of 620 amino acids.